This is a messenger RNA of Mesorhabditis spiculigera, 639 nucleotides long. The record is from the annotation of a GenBank genome assembly. Lineage: Eukaryota; Metazoa; Nematoda; Chromadorea; Rhabditida; Rhabditidae.
AUGCUGCACCUCAAUCGGCUCACCGUGUUCUGCUCGAAGGAGUUGCAUGAGAAGAUCUGGUGCCAGCGAAACCUCUGGAUCUGCAUCGUAUUCACCGUCCUGCUUGCGAACGGUGUGUGCUACGAGCUGCUGCUCGUGACAAACCUGUACGCCCUGAACACGGAGGGUGUGGCGACGUACGCUCCCGGCGCCACCGAUCUGGUGCUCAACGCCGCGACCUUGAUGCGGAUUUUCUAUCUUCGGUGCAGGAAGCAGAGCAUAUCGGAUGAAGCCCUUGAAACCCCGCUUUUCCUCAUCGGCUUCAUCUCCUUUAUAAUCCAAGCUCUGCUUGCAAUCAGCAUACAGAAUGUUGACGCUAUUAUUCGCACAUUUUUGGGUACUUCUCCUGAGCAGCAACUUGGGCAAUUUCUGGCGGCUCAGGAUUUUUUGAUCAACGCCGUCUCCGACCAGUGGACACUCUCCGAAGCGUACAUCGGCCUUAUCGUUAGUGCCGACCUGCGAACAAAAUUCAUCAGAAUGUAUUUCCCUGGCUGCUCUGCCGUCAUGAACCGCUUCAUGCCCCAAGUCUACCACAGCCAAGUUCAGCCCCUUGCCGUCCAGGUGGACCCACGAUCAUUAACGAGAACGGAACCAUCAUUU